Molecule: messenger RNA, 2009 nt
Organism: Coffea eugenioides
Lineage: Eukaryota; Viridiplantae; Streptophyta; Magnoliopsida; Gentianales; Rubiaceae
Product: polyubiquitin-like
Exons: 2
Coding region: 161-1345 (394 amino acids)
Biological process (GO): modification-dependent protein catabolic process; protein ubiquitination
Cellular component (GO): cytoplasm; nucleus
Molecular function (GO): protein tag activity; ubiquitin protein ligase binding
Source: RefSeq, a predicted model, not a curated record
UAACCAAACCAGUACAGUUUAGUAAUCAAAGCAGUCUACAGAAUUUGAUCCAUUUUAGGCUUUUUCCCACUUCCUCUUAGCUUCAGAAAACUCCUUCUUUCAUCUCUUUCUCCAAUUGAUUGCAAUUCUACCAUUGGGCUGCAAAGAAAAUCCUCCAUCUAUGGAAGCAGGCCAAUCAUCACAACACAACGAUGGAGAUGAAGAAGAAGAGAUGAACAUAUACCUGAAGGUCAUCAAAACUGUUGCUGUGACUGUAAAGAAAUCAGCGACUGUCAGAAGUGUCAAAGAAAAGUUGAAUGACAAGGAAGGCAUAUCCGAAUGUCUUCAGCAGGUUUUCUACAAUGGCAAAAGGCUUCGGGAUGACCAAAAGCUACUCAGUAGCAACAUUCAGCAAAAUUCCACUCUCCAGCUCUUUGUCCAGAAUUUUAUGCCAAUAAGACUGUUCAUUAAAGUGCCAUCUGGUCAGAAAAUUAUUGAGGUUGAAGCUAGGACUUGUGAUACCAUCCAGAGUUUCAAAUGUUUGAUAGCAGCCAAAGAAGGGAUCAAUUCACAAGACUUCAAUCUGAUUUAUGCAGGAAAGCUGCUUGACGAUGAGAAGACUUUAGGCUUUCUUGAUAUUCAAAAGGAGUCUACCAUUUAUAUGGUGAUUACUCCAAGGGAUCUGUUUCCAGUCUCUCUUAAAAUGCCAACUGGAGAAGUCGUGAAGUUAGAAGUUAAAGGGCUGUACACUGUUCAUGAUGUCAAAAUUAUAGCUGAGAGUUUAGUUGGUUUCCCCCUAAAUGAGAUAACUUAUCAUGGAGAGGAGCUUGAGAAUCCAAAGACCCUAUCUUCUUUGGGCAUUACAGCAGAAUCUGUGUUAGAGAUGUCACCUCAACGUAUUCAGGUAUUUAUCAAGAACUGUUGUGGCAAAACAAUGACUAUUGAUGUAUGCCUUGAGGAUUUAGUGAAAAAGGUCAAGGACAAGAUUUUUCAUAAACUACGAUUGCCGGCUGAUGUUCAAAGUCUAGUGUUUGAGGGAAAAUCUCUAAAUAAUAGUCGGACUUUGGCUAGUUACAACAUCCAAAAGCACUCCACCAUUCAGUUGGCUCUCUGCCGACCAUCAGUACAGCCUGACUACGCACCAUCAUUACAGCGCCAGUUCAAAUUAUCAGAUAUUGGAAUUUCUUCACGAGACUUGCCAAGUUCCAUGACUAUUUCUCAACUGAAAUAUAUGAUCCAGAUUAAAACUAGUCUGCCUGUGAAGUCAUUAUCCAUUGCUGGAGACAUGUUGCUAGAUAAACUAUCUAUUACCAAUUAUGGUAUCAACAAAAGGACAGUAGUAGUUGUUGGGUGGGAUGCACUUUGAGAGUUCAGUUGCAGUUGUGUCUUCCUUUGUUUUCAUGUCAGAAAUCCUAGUUGAUGAGUGACAAAGAAAACAUGUCUUGUGCAAGGUUACUGUCUUAAUCUUCAUUUCUUUCCAAUAUGGGCAGUUCCUCCUCUGAAGCCUGUCUAGCAUUGGAGUUUUGUCAUUAGUUAGUGUAAAAUGACCCAGAUUAGCCAUUUGUGAGGAGGUUUAGAAAAUGUGAUAUGGGCAUAUGUCACUUUCCAACUUCAAAAUAUUCAGCACAGAUGGGUAUCCGAUUUGAUUUUCCCACUUUAUGUUUUUCCUCAUCUUGUUCUCUGCAGGAAAAUCACCAAGUUAUGAAUUUUGCUUCUUCGUGGAUCUCAGCUACAUGAUUCACUCUGCAAUCACGAGACUGUUAUCUCAGCUAUGUGAAUCUUAGUUUGGCAGUAUCGAAGUGGUUAUGUGAAUUACCCCUGGACAAGAAUAUGUUCUUAGCAUGUCUCCUUAUGGAGUUGCUGAAAGAGGUUGACAGGAGAGACCAGUAUCUGUAGCUUUUUCAGCUUGCUGAUCCUUCUUUAAUGCUCUUUCAAUGUCUUGAUUUUUCUUGAAAUCUGCCUGCAGUUUUCAUUGUGUGUAUAUAUGCUUGUUAUGAAUUAACAUAGAUACUCUGCAUAUUUGUGAUGAA